Messenger RNA from Scheffersomyces amazonensis, 1146 nucleotides. RefSeq lists its product as uncharacterized. Gene Ontology annotation, biological process: nucleoside metabolic process; transmembrane transport. NCBI's taxonomy places the organism in Eukaryota, Fungi, Ascomycota, Pichiomycetes, Serinales, Debaryomycetaceae. The coding region runs from base 1 to 1146 and encodes 381 amino acids. Gene Ontology annotation, cellular component: endoplasmic reticulum. Gene Ontology annotation, molecular function: catalytic activity. The record is from RefSeq and is a predicted model, not a curated record. The transcript has a single exon.
AUGGUUGAUGUUCUUGUGUUAUUACUACUAGUGGCCAGCGUAAUAGCGUAUCCGUUUGGAGGCCAAACGGUUUUAACCCAUGAACAAACUACAACCAUUGAACCUAAAAUCGUUAUAGUAGCGAUGUUUCAACCAGAACAAGAAGCAUGGACUUCUAAGAUUGAUUUUAUUCAUAAUAUAACCGUACCAGGAUUAUGUCCAAGUUAUCCUGAAGUACGGUGUGUUGAAGAUUAUUCAAUCUGUCAGUUCACUACGGGAGAAGGAGAAAUUAAUGCGGCAACUUCAGUUGCAUUUUUACUUUCAAGUCCUUUAUUUAAUUUUAGUAAUACUUAUUGGUUAUUAUCAGGAAUUGGAGGUGGAGAUCCAACUAAAGUUACUACAGGUUCAGUAACUUUUGCGAAGUAUGCUAUUCAAGUGGGUUUACAAUUUCAAAUUGAUUCUCGAGAAUUAUUAAAUACUCAUCCUGAUUGGCCUUCAGGUUAUUUUAGUUAUGGAACUCAAAAUCCAUGGGAGUACCCUGAUGCAGUUUAUGGUACAGAAGUAUUUGAAGUUAAUGAAAAAUUAAGAGAUAGAGCUUUAGAAUUAGCUGAACAAAAUUCAGAUUAUCUUAAUGUAGGUGAUGAAGAUAACAAUAAAUUAAGACUGUUUUAUGAAUUUCCAGCUAAUCAACCUCCUAAAAUAUUAGCUUGUGAUGUAACUACAAGUGAUAAUUAUUUUACAGGAUCAGUAUUGGCAGACUAUUAUUUAAAUCUUACUUCAAUAAUGACUAAUGGAACGGCUAAUUAUUGUUCUUCAGCUCAAGAAGAAAAUGCUUCUUUAGAAGCAUUUAUAAGAAUGGCUAAAGUUGGUAAAGUUAAUUUUGAAAGAAUAGUUAUUAUGAGAACUAUUUCCAACUUUGUUAAGAGUCCAGAUCAUUUAAAUAUGGACCCCAUUGAUUUCUUCCUUAAUUUCCCUAAAGGAACCAUUCAACAUGCAUUAGAUAAUUUAUAUAUAGGAGGAAUCCCAUUUGUAAAUGAUGUAGUUAAUAAUUGGGAAGAUAUUUAUAAAUCAGGUGAAUUAUUCAAACCUGACAACUACAUUGGAGAUAUCUUAGGUAGUUUAGGUGGUAAACCUGAUUUUGGAAAGGAUAGUUAUCAUAUAAGUUAA